Messenger RNA from Orbilia oligospora ATCC 24927, 717 nucleotides. RefSeq lists its product as uncharacterized. NCBI's taxonomy places the organism in Eukaryota, Fungi, Ascomycota, Orbiliomycetes, Orbiliales, Orbiliaceae. The transcript has 2 exons. The record is from RefSeq and is a predicted model, not a curated record. Bases 1 to 717 code for a protein of 238 amino acids.
AUGGAACUCCCGAAGCAGAUGGCGCGGUUACAAGCUAUACCUCCGGAGGAAACCCGUUUAGAAAGGACACCAACUGCUGAAAAUAAGGAUUCCGAACCUUACACGACCGAUCACUUAGCAGCUACCGAAUUGCAGAGAAUCCAAAGAAAAUAUACCGAGCUUAUUCUACCUAAAAUGAAAGGUCACCUCCACGAUACCUUUGUCAAACAUAUCUCUUUUCUAUCUUACUCAUCAGAUCUAUUCGCUUCGGAAAUUCGAGAGCUUCGGAAACUACCACUAGGAGCCAGAGUCAUACUAGUAGAAGAUAUGCUACGGAAUUCGAACGACUGGAUACCUAAGAGCGAUGAAUUGAGAGGCAAUGAUGAUUAUGAUUGGGCUGAAAAUGAAGAUAUUCAAAAAAAGAAAUCGAGAUUGGUACACAUCGCUCAAUCAUUUAUAUCUCUUGUCCCGAAUGUCGACGAAAUGCAUGGAGAUGGUGACCUCACACGCAUUAAAUCUAUAUUCCAGCCAAAAAGCGAAUUAUACCCAGGAAAUUUAUUCUGCGGUAUCUUUGACGUUGUCUUUAAGUGGGCAACAUCAGCUUUUAAUGUAUUGGAAAAGGUGGGAGUCCAUCCGCCUCGUCCGGGAGGAUUUGGAAAAGCUUCCGAAAGAUCGAUAUCCGAAGGAGAUAGCCGUGGGCCCCAGGGCAUUGGAAAAAAUAUUCUCAACACCCGAUAG